AUGCGCUUCGACUACUCGAGGGAGCGGCUCCUCAAGCGCUCCGACGCCGCCGCCGUCUCGACCGCGCUCGACCUCUCGUUCGCGGCGCAUAGCGAGACGGCGCCGCCGCCGCUCGCCUCGCCCAAAGCCGCGACGACGUACAGCCUGCGGGCCGUGGUGUGGCACCGUGGCGGCGACGCCUCGUUCGGCCACUACCUCGCCGACGUGCAGCGCGCGCGCGGCGCAGCGGAGUACUGGGAGCGCUACGACGACACUGCCGUCACGAGGCGCGCGGCCAUGAUCACGCCGGCCACGGCGGUCGGACCCCACGCGACCGCGGUGACCAACGGCUACCUCUUCUUCUACGUCUCGGACGGGCUGGGCCUGUGA
Messenger RNA from Emiliania huxleyi CCMP1516, 369 nucleotides. RefSeq lists its product as hypothetical. NCBI's taxonomy places the organism in Eukaryota, Haptophyta, Isochrysidales, Noelaerhabdaceae. The record is from RefSeq and is a predicted model, not a curated record. Bases 1 to 369 code for a protein of 122 amino acids. Gene Ontology annotation, molecular function: cysteine-type deubiquitinase activity. The transcript has 5 exons. Gene Ontology annotation, biological process: protein deubiquitination.